AUGAGCAAACAGCUCGAAGAGGAAAUUGCUCAGUGCAAAGCCGAGCUGCGCGCCGCAUCAACCCUUGUGCCAUUUACCCCGUCCCCACAGCCGAAGAGCGACGCCGUGCACCACAGCCAGCAAAGUGACCUGAGCAUCUGGGGCUUCCCACUGCAGGGGAAGUGUACAGCGCCAUGCAGCCAGCAAAGUGACCUGAAAAUCUGGGGCUUCCCACUGCAGGUCAGUUGCACCACACUCCGCAGUCCAGAGGAGGCCGCCCAGCCCUCCAGUCCCACUGGGGACGCCGCCCAGCCCUCCAGUGCCACCAGGGAUGGCGCCCUAGUUUUCAGAGCUGGCGCCCAGUAUUCCAAUGCCGGCGCCCAGAAUUCCAGUGCCGGCGCCCUGCGUUCCAGAGCCGGCGCCCAGCAUUCCAGUGCUGCCAGGGGCGGCGCCCUGCUUUCCAGUGCCGGCGCCCAGAAUUCCAGUGCCCUUCAUUCCAGAGCUGCCGGGGGCGGUGCCAUGCAUUCCACUUCCUGUGCUGCCGGGGGCGGUCCUCCGACUUUCAACCCCGGUGGGGGUGCUGCCCGACGGAGGCUGCGUCGCUUUCUGUGGCAGCGAAAGACAGCUCGCACAGGGGCUCGGGACCCCCAGCACACAAAUGGCUCAGGAUUGAACUUUGUAAACGGUGGACCCACAGUGUUCAAAAACAUCAGAGAAGAGAUUGUCUUUUACCUCUUGGCUGUGACCUCCCAGGCUGUAGGGGGCACCACAGAGACGCUAUGUAUCACGGUGAACCCCUAUGAAGUAGUUUCACUGGAAGUGAACCUGGAGCUUAAUGGCAACAGAGUCGUACUUCUGAUGGAAAUGCAAAUUAGACAAGAAUACUACCGCUGUAUCCCGUUCCAGGUUCCUGUCGUAAGCGUGGAAUCAGUAGCGUCUAUUGGCAUUCAGAUAAAUGGAGGAAGCACAUUCCUGAACAAGACAACAAAGAUCCUCAUCAAACCUCCGACUUCUCUGAUUAUCAUUCAGACGGAUAAACCCAUCUACAAACCAGGACAAACUGUGAUGUUCCGCAUCGUCUCUCUGGAUUCCAAUUUCCUCACCUACAGUCAGACGUUUCCGACAAUAGAAGUGCAGGACCCAAAUUCGAACCGCAUUGGUCAGUGGCUGAACGUCGCCACACAGAGCGGUCUUGUGGAUCUGUCAUAUCCCUUGAACUCUGAGGCCACAAAAGGAUUUUAUGUCAUCACUGUCCGGAGCCAGAAAAAUGAAGAGAACACACAAUCCUUUGAAGUCAAGGACUACGUUCUGCCCACGUUUGAAGUGACGGUCCAACUUCCUCCAGUCAUAACCAUCCUGGACACACAGGCUACGCUGAAAGUGUGUGCUAAAUAUACAUACGGGAAGCCGGUGAAUGGGACGGUGAAGGCCAAAGUCUGCCAUAACAGCUACAGAUACUUCUGGUUCCCACAAGGAAGCACAAUGCUACCAGACAUCUGCAAGGACUAUAUAUUCAAGACUGACAGGACAGGCUGUGGAGAAAUUGUCUUAAAUCUGAAUGAAUAUGCUUUAACUGAUUCACGCUAUCAACGUGCAAUCAAUGUUCGGUGUGAAGUGGAAGAAUAUGGCACUGGUGUGACUCUGCCUGGUUCAGGCAGCUCUUUGAUAUCAUCUAAUAUCGUGACCAUUUCAUUUGAGAAUUCACCAACAGUGUUUAGGCUCGGAAUGACGUAUGAAGGACAGGUUAAAGUGACCGGCCCAAACACCAGUCCAAUGAUAAAUAAAGUAGUGUUUCUGACUGCAGAGUAUGAAAUGACUAACAGACCAGAUGUAUAUGUGGCAAAUCAGCUCACACCAUACUACCCCACAGCCUACCUCUAUCUUCAGCCUUUCUACUCCAAGAGCCUGAGUUUUAUUAAAUUGAGAAGCAGCUCGAUGCCUUUCAGCUGUGAUAAAAAUACUGUGAUUGAAGCAGAGUACAUGAUACGUGACGAAACACGCAUACGAUCCUAUAUAUCCUUCUUCUACAUGGUGAUGUCCAGAGGACAUUUGGUUCAGCAAGGACGUCUUUUGGUGGCUAUGCCCUCAGGAAGAGUGGAGAUCAGAGGCACACUCUUUCUGUCACUGAGGAACAUGCUACAGUUGUCCCCGGUUGCUCAGGUGGUCCUGUACACAAUCCUUUCCAGUGGUGAGGCUGUGGCAGACAGCAUGAACUUCCCCAUUCAGCUGUGUUUGGCUAACAAGGUGUCUCUGAAUUUCUCACAAUCGUCUGAGCUUCCUGGUGCUAAAGUGUCAUUGAUCCUGAGAGCCACCCCAGGAUCACUGUGUUCAGUGAGGGCCAUCGAUCAGAGUCUGUUAUUGCUGAAACCGGAGAACGAGCUCAACACGGAAUCUGUGUUCAACAUGCUUCCUGUCCAGACGUUAUUAUAUGGAUAUCCAUACAAAAUCGAUGAUAAGGAUUCAUCCCAAUGCUGGGGGGACCGACCCAUCAUCGGCAUAUUUGCAAGAGUAUGGCCAAUUUUUAUACCAACCUACGGAAAAAUCGACGUGUACAACACCUUUAAAUAUGUUGGAAUCAAGAUCCUCACCAAUGCCAUAGUCAAGAAACCUAUUGAGUGUUUUAUCCCGCUUAGGAAAAGUGAGUCCAUAGCUGCACCAAAAAUGGAAGCCAUGGUUGUCAAAGAUGUUUCAGCUACCUCGAGUCCAUCAACUGCUUCAGCUGCCCCAGUCAUUACGAUCCGCAAAUAUUUCCCAGAGACCUGGAUUUGGGAUCUCGUUUCAGUCAGUCAGACUGGAUCAACGACUGUUAUUAAAACGGUUCCAGACUCCAUCACUACAUGGCAGGCUGGUGCAUUUUGUACAUCAUCUGUUGGGUUCGGAGUCGCACCGAAAACCCAGCUCACCGCCUUCCAGCCUUUCUUUGUGAGCCUCACCAUGCCGAGCUCCGUCAUCCGAGGAGAAGUGUUCACGCUCAAAGCCACCGUCUUCAACUACCUUCGAAGCUGUAUGAUGGUGAACGUGAGUUUGGCUGGCUCAGAUCAAUUCUCAGCACAAGUGUGUGAAAACUGCCAUUACACAAGCUGCCUGUGUGCUGACGAGAGCCAGACCUUCUCCUGGACCAUCACACCACUGGUUCUGGGGGAGGUAAGCAUCAAUGUGACGGCGGAGGCUGUGCGAUCAUCGACUCGGUGUGGGGCAAGUGCGGUUACUGUACCACAGAAAGGACGCAUUGACAUGGUCAUUAAAACACUGCAAGUGAAGGCUGAGGGAACAAAACUAUGUAAAAGUUACAAUGAACUUCUCUGUCCAGAUGGUAUUGUUCAGACGACCGUCUCACUGAUUCUGCCUGUGGUGUUCGUGCAAGGUUCAGCCAUGGCCUCAGUCUCUGUCCUGGGAGAUCUGAUGGGCCGAGCUCUACAGAACCUGGCGAGUCUCCUGGCGAUGCCGUACGGCUGUGGAGAGCAAAACAUGCUGCGCUUCGCCCCCAAUAUCUUCAUCCUGCUGUACCUGGAGAGCACCAACCAGCUCACGCCCCAGAUCAGGAGCAUGGCCAUGACCUACCUUGUGAGCGGAUAUCAGAGAGAACUGACCUACAAACACACUGAUGGAUCUUACAGUGCUUUUGGGAUGAGUGAUCCAUCAGGCAACACAUGGUUGACGGCGUUUGUGAUGAAGUCUUUCGGAAGUGCCAAGCGAUACAUCUUUGUAGAUCAGGUGUUUGUAGAUCAGGCGAAGGCCUGGCUCGGUCAGCAGCAGCAGGCUAAUGGAUGCUUUGCCUCAGUGGGACAACUCUUCCACACUGACAUGAAGGGAGGAGUGAAUGAUGAGGUAACCCUCUCGGCAUACGUCGCAGCUGCAAUGCUGGAGCUCAAUUAUACAAUUGCAGAUCCUGUGGUGAACAGGAGUCUCAUGUGCCUGAGGAAUGCGUACACACAGGUUAACUCCACCUAUGCCAAGGCUCUCCUUUUCUACACCUUCACUCUAGCUGGAGAUCAGGGCAUGAGGAACACACUCAUGUUAAACCUGGAUUCAAAGGCCAUAGUCUCAGGGGGCGGGAGGUACUGGAGCAGAGUGGAUAGUGGGUCUGUGACGGACUCUUUGGAGGUGGAGAUUACCUCGUAUGUGCUUCUGGCUCUGAUGUCUGGACCCCAACUCUCCGGGUUUGGUCUGGGUUACAGCGCCAGCAUCAUCCGUUGGCUUUCUCAGCAGCAGAACGCCUUCGGGGGCUUCAGGUCUACACAGGACACUGUUGUGGCUCUCCAGGCUCUGUCAAAAUACAGUCUCGCCACCUACAGUCCAGCAGGUGCUGUUAAUGUUACUAUAAUAUCACCGGCAGGGCUGAUUAAGAAGUUUACCAUCAAUCAGAGUAACAGGCUGCUGUAUCAGGAGAGUCAGCUACAGGAGGUUUCUGGAAAUUACAACGUCAAAGCACAAGGGAAAGGCUGUGUGUAUGUGCAGUUCACUUUGUGCUACAACGUCCCUCCUCCUCCUGACCAGUCUUCAUUUACUAUCUCAGCCUCAGCAUCUGGAAACUGCAGCAUCCCAAAUCCAUCCCUUGACGUGAAAAUUACUGUCAGGUAUAACGGUCAACGAUUGGUGACCAACAUGGUGAUCAUUAACGUCAACCUUCUGUCUGGAUUCAGUGCGGACGAGGCGUCUGUGACUCUUCUGAACAGCACUGUGAACAGUGUGGAACAAGCUGAUGGUGAAGUCAUUAUCUACCUGAAUGGACUGACAAAAGGAGUGGAGAAGGUGUACACGCUGAGGAUCGUGCAGGACAUUGCAGUGGCGAACCUGAAACCAGCCGUUGUGAAGGUUUACGACUACUACGAGACCGGCGACGCUGCUGUAACUGACUACACCUCACCAUGCACUUAAUACAGAAAACGUGCGCUUUAAUCCAUCAUCUCUUUUCCUUUUCACUUUUUUCUCCAUAUUUUACUUUCAUCUACAGUAAAAACUUUACAAUUUCACAAAAGGUUAGUAAGUACUAAAGGACAGUUUAUUUUUAGCUUAAAGGAAAAUCUGUCUUGUUAUAAUGAUCAACUUAAACAUACAGUACAUCUUUUGGUGUGAGUGUAACGGACACAAUGCAGGAGAUUUCAACUUUGUACAUGUCUAUAAUACUACAUGUACUAAAAUUCUUUGCAUAUGUACUGUAUACUGUUGAGAUACUGUAUACGUUAAAAAUUCCUGUUUCUUUAUAUUGUAGAUCAUCUACUUAAAAGUCUUUAUUCUGCAGAUGUAAUCA
Ictalurus punctatus (channel catfish) is the source of this 5230-nucleotide messenger RNA. Its product is annotated as alpha-2-macroglobulin-like protein 1. The record is from RefSeq and is a predicted model, not a curated record. Gene Ontology annotation, molecular function: endopeptidase inhibitor activity. The transcript is spliced from 37 exons. Bases 1 to 4857 code for a protein of 1618 amino acids. Gene Ontology annotation, cellular component: extracellular region. Lineage: Eukaryota; Metazoa; Chordata; Actinopteri; Siluriformes; Ictaluridae.